This is a messenger RNA of Chenopodium quinoa (quinoa), 2710 nucleotides long. Its product is annotated as DEAD-box ATP-dependent RNA helicase 8-like. Gene Ontology annotation, cellular component: cytoplasmic stress granule; P-body. The record is from RefSeq and is a predicted model, not a curated record. The transcript is spliced from 10 exons. Gene Ontology annotation, biological process: P-body assembly; cytoplasmic stress granule assembly. Bases 569 to 2182 code for a protein of 537 amino acids. Gene Ontology annotation, molecular function: ATP binding; RNA helicase activity; mRNA binding. Lineage: Eukaryota; Viridiplantae; Streptophyta; Magnoliopsida; Caryophyllales; Amaranthaceae.
CCCAAAUUAGUAAUUUAUCUCUCCAAGAUAAUUUACACUCAUACUAUCUCCGACCUUCAUUUUUAAUUUUCUCUCGAUCACAAUUCACAAUUACAACUUCUCCAAACUAAACAAAAAGCUUCGUUCUUAAUUGAAAAAAAAAAAAUCCCUCUUUUUCCCCCUAUAUUUUGAUCUUUACCAUGAGCAAACCCUAAUUUCGUACUCCCGAAAUCUUCAUAUUCAAAUUCAAAUUCAAUUACUUUUACAAUUAAUUACUCCUAUCGCACUUUAAUUUGAGCCCCUCAAAUUUUCGCAGUUUCGAAACCCUAAAAUCUUCUCGAUUUUUUUCUUCUCAUUGAUUAAUUUACAAUCUUCUUUCCUACUUUUUUUUUUAGUACAGAUCUGAAAUCUUUGUUAGGCAUUUAAGUUCAUAAUAGUGGCACUUUUUUUGGACGUCCACUAUUCUUCUUCGAAUUCGCAAAAAUUCGGAUUGUGUAUAUACAUAUAAUCUUUAGGAUUUCUGGGUUUUCUUUUGUUUAGGUUUAGAUUUCUGGGAAAUUUUAGGGUUUAGAUUUUGCGAAUUUCGAAGAUGAAUGACAACAUUAGAGGUCGUUAUCCUCCUGGAAUGGGCAGAGGUAGAGGCGGAAUGGGCGUAGAUGUAGGCGGCGGAGGUGGUGGUGGAAACCCUAAUUUUCAACGUAGGAAUUAUGAACAGCAGCAACAUUACGCGCAAAGAGGGAUGAUGCAGAAUCAUCAUCAGCAACAACAUCAGUUUCAACGGCAGCAACAACAGCAGCAACAUCAACAACAUUUUCAGCAUCAUCAGCAACAGUUGCAGCAGAUACAACAGCAACAGAAUCAGCAGCAGAAGCAGAUGCAGCAGCAGCAACAACAACAGCAGCAAUGGCUUAGGAGGGGUCAGUUAGGGGGUAUAACGGAGGCCGGUGUCGACGAGGUUGAGAAGACAGUGCAGUCCGAAGCAAUUGACACGAGUACACAAGAUUGGAAGGCAAGGUUGAAGUUACCACCACCAGACACACGCUUUAGGACAGAGGAUGUGACAGCUACUAAAGGGAAUGAAUUUGAGGAUUAUUUUCUCAAGCGCGAGUUAUUGAUGGGUAUAUAUGAGAAGGGUUUUGAAAGGCCAUCCCCUAUCCAGGAAGAAAGUAUUCCAAUUGCGCUUACUGGGAGUGAUAUUCUUGCCAGAGCAAAGAAUGGGACAGGAAAAACUGCUGCCUUUUGCAUUCCUGCUUUGGAAAAAAUUGAUCAAGACAACAAUGUUAUUCAAGUUGUCAUACUUGUUCCUACGAGAGAGUUGGCUCUCCAGACAUCACAGGUUUGUAAAGAGCUUGGGAAGCACCUGAAUAUUCAAGUUAUGGUUACCACUGGUGGAACCAGUUUGAAGGAUGAUAUUAUGAGAUUAUAUCAGCCAGUCCAUUUACUUGUGGGAACUCCUGGCCGAAUAUUAGAUCUGGCGAAGAAAGGAAUUUGUGUUUUGAAAGACUGUUCUAUGCUUAUAAUGGAUGAGGCUGAUAAGCUUUUGUCUCCGGAAUUUCAGCCGUCUAUAGAGCAGCUUAUCCAAUUUAUGCCUACGAAUCGUCAGAUCCUAAUGUUUUCAGCUACAUUUCCUGUCACUGUUAAAGAUUUCAAAGAUAGAUAUUUACAUAAGCCUUAUGUUAUUAACUUGAUGGACGAGCUUACCCUGAAGGGUAUAACACAAUUUUAUGCUUUUGUUGAAGAAAGACAAAAAGUCCACUGCCUGAACACCCUUUUCUCCAAGCUUCAAAUCAACCAGUCAAUUAUUUUUUGUAAUUCUGUGAAUCGUGUUGAGUUGCUAGCUAAAAAAAUAACAGAACUUGGGUAUUCUUGUUUUUACAUUCAUGCAAAGAUGCUGCAAGAUCACCGCAACAGAGUUUUCCACGAUUUUCGUAAUGGGGCAUGCCGAAAUCUUGUGUGCACUGAUUUAUUUACUAGGGGAAUAGACAUUCAGGCUGUCAAUGUUGUUAUCAAUUUCGACUUCCCAAAGAAUGCUGAAACCUACCUCCAUAGGGUUGGUCGAUCUGGGAGGUUUGGCCAUCUUGGUUUAGCAGUGAAUUUAAUCACUUAUGAAGACCGUUUCAACUUAUAUAAGAUUGAGCAGGAACUUGGAACUGAAAUAAAGCAGAUUCCUCCACAAAUAGAUCAAGCUAUCUACUGUCGUUAAGUAGCUGAGUUUAACCGAUGCUGUACUCUAUGGGUGAAUAGAUGCUGGUCAUGGUAUGUGUAUCAAGAUCGGAUUUUCCCAGCUCAGCAUCAGAAUUGUGAUUACUGUAGACUUUUGGGUGAUGUCUAGUUCUGUCGUCAAGUGUGUCUUGUGCAGAUCUUCAUGGAAUGUUCCCUACUACUAGAUAGUAUUGUGUAGGAAGGAGAUAUUUUCAGGAAUAACUUAUUAAGAUAUUUAGUCAGAAUGUUGCUCUGGGGUUAGAUGCCUGCAUUAACUGGCUGGAAGGAUGUUCCAUCCCUCUGUCUGACUUCCAUCAACAACCUAUUAGCUUGUUUCCUAUCGUUUGUUGCAUUUGCCGACUGAGGUAGUUGAAUUUCUGGAUGUUGUUCCUUGUUUGUUGUGGCAAAAAAAUAAAGCACUCCAUGUUCAUCUGGAGUGGAGUUUUUUAGAUUGUGUAUAGUAUUACAACCAUCUUUAUUUCCGUAUUUCACUUCUACAAGCUCCUGGCCUGGGGGCUUUUUGGUAAAA